Hemibagrus wyckioides is the source of this 5209-nucleotide messenger RNA. It is a transcript of the gene dtx4b, whose product is annotated as deltex 4, E3 ubiquitin ligase b. The coding region runs from base 426 to 2642 and encodes 738 amino acids. The record is from RefSeq and is a predicted model, not a curated record. Gene Ontology annotation, biological process: protein ubiquitination; Notch signaling pathway. The transcript is spliced from 9 exons. Gene Ontology annotation, molecular function: zinc ion binding; ubiquitin protein ligase activity. Gene Ontology annotation, cellular component: nucleoplasm. Lineage: Eukaryota; Metazoa; Chordata; Actinopteri; Siluriformes; Bagridae.
UGAAAGACUGAAGGCAGGCAGGAUUUAUGCAGAUGUAUCUAGAGCCGUUGGUGUUUGGUGACAUGUUUGGACUCGGUGGGCUAUGUGCUCCUGUGUCAGUAAUGUAGAAGGUUUGGAGGUUCAUCUCGGUGCGGUUUCUCCUGCUCUGAGCAGCGACGCGCGGAGUGGGUUGAGCUACAUGUCAACGCACUUACGAGAUACGAGCCACUGCGCUACCGACUAGUUGGCUGUGAUGGACGAACGAGAAACCCGAAUCGGAGUUGAUGUGGAUAUACACGAAUGACUCGAACGAAUGUUUUACCUGAUGCUUGUUUUAAUCGUUUAUUACUGACACCAAUUAAGCGGAGCUGUCGCCAUGAAAAUGAGACGGAUAUUUUUACCCAGAUGCUGCUCUUUCUCUCCCUAGCGUGCCCUAAGCCAAGUAAAUGGACACAAUGUUGCUGGCCUCGGCCGCGGUGGUAUGGGAAUGGCUGAAUGAACACGGCCGCUGGAGGCCCUACAGCCCGGCUGUGUCUCAUCACAUCGAGGCGGUGAUCCGAAGUGAAUCCCGUGGAGGGAGCGUCGUGCUAGGCCAAGCCGACAGCCGCCUCGCGCCCUACAUCAUCGACUUACAGUCCAUGCAUCAGUUCAGGCAGGACACAGGUACUUUACGGCCAGUACGCAGAAGUUUCUAUGACCCUGCUUCAGCACCAGGUCAGGGCUGGCUGUGGGAGUGGGAGAAUGAUGCCGGUUCUUGGACACCAUACGACAUGGAGGUGUGCAUUGCCCUGCAGGCAGCACGGGAUCGGCAACAGCCAUGGUUGGAUUUGGCACCACUUGGCUUCUGCUACCUUGUGGACUUUCAAAGCAUGACUCAGAUCAAUCAGCAAACACAAAGACGCCGGCGCAUCCAGAGGCGAUCAGACAUGGCCUAUCCACUCGUCUCUGGGCCAUUGCCAAAAGUCUCCCAAGGAUGGAGCACUGGGCCUGGAGGGGCAGCUGGUGGUGGAAGCACUGCAGGUGGCGUUUCAGCUGGAGCACUUCUGGGAGUUGGAGUUUCUGGCUCUAGCACCAGUGAAAAUGGUGGUCCACUCUACCCAAGUGGAACACUUUCAAUGUCAUCUCUUUCCCCACCUGGACAGCCAUGUGCCUGCCAACAAUGUAUGCUUGUCUUGAGCGUGAAAGCAAAUGCCAUGGCAUCACAAACGUUAGGACGGAGAAUGCCACCCACAAAAGUACUCAGCCCUAAAUCCAACCGAGGGACACUUCCAUACUCUGCUACAACCUCAUCCAUAUCAAAUUCAUACUCACACACACUGCCUCAUGGGCUGUCCUUGAACCGAUCCCUCUCACAAGAACGCAAGAAUGCUGCUGCUUUUGCUCAGUCUUUGUCCAUGCUAACCUCUAACACUGCCAAUCUUUCACUGUCCUCCAAUCGCCCACCUCCUCCAUCUUUGCCCCCUCCACCACCUCCACCAACAUCCCAUCAUCAGUCUUUAUCCAUGCCAAGCUGCACCACAACAACAUCAUCUCUAUCAGUGCCAACUGCAACACUCAUCACUGUGGCCACAAGCAGCACGUCAUGUUCGUCCUCAUCAUCAGCGUCAACAGCUGUUCCACCCCAGCGUUCUGCAGCCUGUGCUGCUCCUUUGCCCCCUCGUGCCAGUCUGGCAGGGCUGAGUCGGCCAGCACUACAGAGAAUUGCCAUGGCGCAAUCCCGGGCACUCAUCGCCUCUGGUGUGCCAACAGUGCCAGUGAAAAACCUCAAUGGUUCCAGUCCCAUCCAUCCAGCUUUAGCAGGAAUCACAGGUAUUCUGAUGAGUGCAGCGGGGCUGCCUGUUUGUUUGACUCGUCCUCCUAAACUGGUGCUGCACCCACCUCCUGUCAGCAAAAGUGACAUCAAGCCCAUCCCUGGUCUUGGACACUGCUGCCGGAAAACCACCAAAAAACAGGCUCGCAAAGGCAAGACUCCAGAGGAGGUGGUGAAGAGAUACCUACAGAAAGUCAGGAAUCCUCCUGAAGAGGACUGCACUAUCUGUAUGGAGCCUUUGGCUGGCCCCUCUGGUUAUAAAGGUCCAGGUGUGGGUGCAGUGUCCCGUGCGGAGUCAGUGGGUCGACUGACACAGUGUGGCCAUCAGUACCAUCUACAGUGCCUGGUAGCGAUGUACAAUAAUGGCAACAAAGAUGGCAGCUUGCAGUGUCCCACAUGCAAGACGAUCUACGGUGUGAAGACAGGCAACCAGCCACCUGGGAAGAUGGAAUACCAUGUCAUUCCUCACUCACUCCCAGGACACCCGGACUGCAAAACUAUUCGCAUAAUAUACAACAUACCACCUGGCAUACAGGGCUCUGAGCACCCAAACCCAGGAAAGCCUUUCACAGCAAGAGGAUUUCCACGCCAUUGCUAUCUUCCAGACAGUGAGAAAGGACGGAAGGUAUUGAGACUUUUAUUGGUAGCAUGGGACAGGAGGCUAAUCUUCUCAGUGGGUACUUCUAGCACCACGGGUGAGUCGGACACAGUCAUCUGGAAUGAAAUCCACCAUAAAACCGAGUUUGGCUCCAACCUUACAGGCCAUGGCUACCCUGACCCUGGCUAUCUGGACAAUGUGUUGGAGGAGCUAAAGGCCCAAGGCAUGACAGAGGAGGAUGGACAACAGCUGUGAGGAGCAGGAAAUUGCAGGAGAAAAGUGUAGAGUCCAAACAAAGGCCUGAACUUUGAGAAGUGGACAUAAAAUGGAUGAGGGGCAUAACUGGACACUUGGGAUUUUUGGUUGGGUUUUGGGAAAUUUAUGUUUUGGGAAAAGUCAUUUCUGAGGCACAAAGUAUGUGUUUGUAUGUGUGUUUGCUCAUUUGCUCAGUUGUGGACCAAACGUUAUACAUAAAUGAUGGAGAGCAGUGGUUUGACUACAUCAGGCAUUGCUGGCCCUCUAAUUUGUUAAUUGAUAUUGAUUAAUAAAUAGACAGCACUAAUACCAAUAUAUGAAAAGAGUGUUGAAAGAAAGAAAAUAGAAAAAGUUUCAGGGACAGAAGGAAAAGAAAGUAGACUGGAUAAAGAGAUUUGAAAUGGAGGGGAAGGAAACUUGUAGUAGCCUAAGCAGAUGAAUGAGAAUAAGAACGGCCAAAGAAUGUAGUUUUAAUUUCAUAAAGUAAUAAAUUAGGUAUCUGUGGUGGUAGAGCAGUAGUAAACACGUGUGUGUGUGUGUGUGUGUGUGUGUGUGUGUGUGUGUGUGUGUGUGUGUGUGUUUGAAGUUGAGAAGAAAACCUUGUGCCCUCAAAAAAUGAUAUUUUCAUAAAAAACAUUCCUUAUUUCAUAUGAUUGAGUUAUAUAAUCUGAUCUGAGUGCUUAACUUGUAUCAGGAUUGCUGUUAUCAUGUAAUACCAUUCCAUGUAUUAGAAUUUAUUUCCUAUAAUUCCUUUUUAUUGCAUUAUUUUUGUGUGAGUCAUGGAUGAUUAUAUGUGGGUGUGACUCAGAGUGCUGAGUCUGUCAAACUACCCUGUCACAGAGUUGUAAACACCUACGGUGUAGUUUCUGUAGUAUAAGAGAAUGCUUAGUGUGGACUGAAAAGUGACUGAAAAGAUUUCUGUUGGUGUUUAGUUUAAAAAUCAUAGGUCCUUUUCAGUCCAGGUUUACACAUAUUCUUGGUAGCCAUAAUUUCUCCAUAUUAAAUAUGUAUCAGUACCUCAUUGAGGUAUUGGGUAUGAUUAAAAUGUCCUGGCUUUUCAUAGUGAUAAGUGUUAAAGGACAAAUUUGUAUAUGAUACAGCACAUUGGAGGACUUUAAUAUGUUUAGUGAUGUUAUAGUAGAAGAGUCCUAGUACAAGGAAGUUAAAUUUAAACAGGUUAUGAGGAAAGAAUGGAAGGUCAAGCAGCAGCUUGGUAUUUAAACAUCAAUAUAUAGUAAAAACAGUAAUACACUAAAUGGCCAAAAGUAUGCGGACAGCUGACCUUUUGCCAAAAAAGCUGUAAGCAAAUAAUUGUGUUGGAUGUCUUUGUAUGCUGUAGCAUUAUGAUUUCUUUUCCCUGUGCUCAAAGCAAGGUCCAUAAAAACUGGUGUUGAAGAACUUAAGUGGACUGCAGAGAGUCCUGGCCUUAAACCCACUGAACGCUAUUAGGAUGAAUUGGAAUGCCAAUUCUGCACACAGGCCUCCUAACUUAAAGCCAUUUCCUGACCUCCCUAAUGCUCUUGUGGAUGAAUGAGCACAAAUCCUCACAGCCACACUCCCAAAUCUGGUGGAAAGCCUUCCUAGAACAGUGGAGGCUGGUGUUAAUCAUUCUUAAUUCCUAUGGUUUUUGAAUGGGCACAUAUAUUUGACUAUAUAGUGUAUUACAGACACAAAUUUAUAUACCCUUAAAUUUCAUAUUUAAACCUGUUCUCUAGAUUCAACACUGAAUUGGUGGAAUCUGUUUGCAGAUUAAUUCAAGAAUGGCCUUAGUGUUGGUUCAUAUUAAAAGAUGCAUUUGGAUUUUUUUUGUGUGUGUCUGUGUUCCAAGCUGUGUUGCACUGCCUUCCAUACCCCCCCUCUCUGUUGUCCAGUUUGUGUGUUCAGUCAGCAACUGACCUGUUCUGUCUUUGACCCAAAUAUGUGCCAUAAUUGUGUCUCUGUAAGAGUGAAAACAUGCAUGUGUGAGCACAGGUGUCAACUGUAUGCAUGCAUUUGUGCUUGAUUGCGUUUGUGUGUAUGUAUGUAUGGUGUUUGAUUUGACCAAAUUUAAGGUACAAUUAUUUUCUUAUUUUCUGCAUGCUUUUCUUUUCAGAACAUUUUAGUGCAAUGGUGCCUGCAUUUCUUUCUUUCUUCCCAUUUCAAGUUAAAUAUUUCACACCUUAAGGUACUAGGUUAUAGAACUCACCAGUCUUUCUGAAGUGUACAGAAAUUCUCUGUAUUUGUCAAUGUCUUUUCUUUGUGAAAAGGAACCUAAAUGUAGAAUUCUCUGACUGUGUAAAAAUGUCCUAUUUUCUGAGGAGAGUCACCUCCCUCUUCUCAUUAACACCUAAACAACGGAAAUCUCAAGUCAUUCACAGUCAUGUUUGGGAGAUGUGUGUGAAAUGGAUAAUAUUUACCUUUUUUAUUGUAUUUUCUGCACUGCAGGAAGUUUGGAUAAAUACAUGAUCAAAACAGCUAAAUAUGUGUAUAUAGUAAUGGGGGGUGUAAAUACAACAAUUUGAGCUAUGUUAAAUGAUAAAAAAAAAUAAAGAAUGGGUAAUAGUUGCUUGAGUUCUAUGAUUACAAUU